Molecule: messenger RNA, 1587 nt
Organism: Anisakis simplex (herring worm)
Lineage: Eukaryota; Metazoa; Nematoda; Chromadorea; Rhabditida; Anisakidae
Source: the annotation of a GenBank genome assembly
AUGACGGAGACGAAUCUCGACACGUCGCCGGAAAAAUUAGCCAAUAUAAAAAGGGUAAGCAUAAAGAACUCGGCUCGUAUACGCAUUUCGAAGAGGGUCAGUAGCAUUAGACCGAAACCGGCUAAUGCUCUAAAUGUGUCUGGUCGUGAUUUUCAGGUAUUGGAACGCGUAAAUCCGUUUGGAACAUUUCAGAUAUUUGCCUGUAUUUGUAUUUUAUUCGCUACAAUUGAAUGGGCAGGUAAUUACACAUUUGUGAGUGUUCUUGGCUCAAUUGAACCAGACUGGAGUUGUGAAACAAAACAUAAUCGAACCGUUGUUAUAAAGGCACCAACGGACGAAGCGCAGUGUCAAUUCAUCAAAGCGAAUUGCACCAAAUUGACCGCCAUUAAAUCUUCUGUUGAAUUCUAUUCACUGGUGGCACAAUGGAAGUCGAUUUGUGAUGAAAGUGAUAGACCAAAACUCGUACAACUUAUUCAGUCUAUCGGAGGGUUUAUUGGUUCAUUUGUUGGUGGUCACUUCGGUGACCAUUUUGGACGAAAAAAAUUCUUUUUCACUGGUCAACUUUGUGUCGUGAUAACGUCAGUGAUGGCAACGGCGACUACGUCAUGGUACACCUACUCGAUUUGCUUGGGUCUCAAUGCCAUUUUGUAUGGCUCUAUUGAGGUUCGCUUUGCCUCACAUUCUCGGCAAAUCAUCACGCAAUUGGCAAUUUACAACGAGCUCACAUCACCAAUUAUUGUUGGCUUCAUGCUCUUUUAUGAGAGUCCUCGAUGGUUGGUCGCUUCGAAUCAACUCGAAAGAGCUUGUGAGGUAUUGAAUGAUAUAGCGCAUCGUCGUUGGAAUAAUGCGAAUAUUAAGUUGACAACAAACGAUUUGAAUUUAAUUCCUCGAGAUACGACCAACAAAAGACCGUUCUAUAAUGUUUAUCAUUUAUUUUGCACCCGACGUCUUUUCAAGCAAACAUUCAUGCAGCUUCUGAGUAUGUUCACUUAUGGGCUGAUCUCGAGCACAUACUUCUUUUCGAAGAAAGGAAUGCAUGACAGUGCUAUAAUGUUCACGUUUCUACAUGGCGCCUUUCGAAUAGCUGUACCUCCGUUAGUCGUUUUUCUCGAUUUUAAAUUCUACAAUUUUGGACGAAAAAUGCAACUCGUUGGCUCCUUAGGUAAGCCAAUCAGUACGGUGUGUUUUGCAAUCGUCAUAGUUCUGAUUCUCCUCCACGUUCCAUACUAUCAUACCGCUGUCACAAUCUGCAUUGUGAUCGCUUCAAUGGCGAACGAGAGUGUAUUCUGGAUGAACAUCGUUCAAAUCACAUCGCAACGUUAUCCCACAGUCAUCAGAUGUAUCGCAUUCGGUUGUAUACACGCAUUCAAGCAUGUAGGAAUGAUAAUUGGAGUAUGGAUCAUGAUCCCACUUCUUUCGAUAAAUCCUUUGUGGACAUUUAUCAUUCCUGAAAUUUUCAUAAUCGUCACGAUGCUGUGCGGAAUUGCGCUGCAACCUGAAACGAAGGGAAAAGUGCUGACUGAUCGUUUGAUUGAAAGUCAUUUUGGACGGUUACAAAAUGAGAUUCCAAAAGCAAUAAUGAGGUGA